AAAUUAAAAUACAAAGAACACAAGAAGGAGUCAAGUCGACGACAUCACCAUAGUAGCAGUAGCAGUAAGAAAAAGAAAGAAAAACCAUACAAACCACCUACACUCUAUGAAGAAGAAGAAGGCUGGUUACCACCUCACCAUGACAACGAGGCUGCUUGGCGACAGCGCAUGUUCGAAGCCAUGAUGGACGAUGAAGGACAGGAUCCCUUUUACAGCAGCUACGAACACGUUCAACCCACACCCGCCAUGACCGAUGAAGAACAUCGCCAGCAUAUUGUGUCGGGCAUGUAUAAACGCACACAUGCCGAAGAAAUAGCAGCGGAAGAAAAAAGAAAGGCUCACAAGGAAAAAAAGAAGGCAGAACGACAAGCAGAAAAAGAAAAAAUGGCCCGUGAAGAUGCAGAGAGGAUACGCGCUCACAAUGUAUAUAAACAGUUGCAGACAUUGAAACAAGUCGAAAUACAUCGAAAAGAGUAUGUGGAUAGGUGGGACAGCUUGGAGAGACUAAAAGAAAUUCAUAAGAAGGAUAUUCCAUGGCCUGUUAUGAACCGAGAAUUUUCAUUUGAAUCUGUUAAGGCAUUUUUGGUGGAUCCGAAAAUGAAUUUUGACGAAACGAAAAAGACUGUACGAAAAGAACAGACAAGAUAUCAUCCAGAUAAAUUUAUUACAAGAUAUAUAAACAAGUUUAAAGGAUCCGAGAGAGAAAAGGAAAGGGUGAUCAAGCAGGUUAAUGAAAUAUCGGGUUGGUUGAAUGAGUUAUGGACUCAAAUA
This is a messenger RNA of Mucor mucedo, 771 nucleotides long. RefSeq lists its product as uncharacterized. Gene Ontology annotation, biological process: canonical NF-kappaB signal transduction. The transcript has a single exon. The record is from RefSeq and is a predicted model, not a curated record. Lineage: Eukaryota; Fungi; Mucoromycota; Mucoromycetes; Mucorales; Mucoraceae. The annotation marks the transcript as partial.